CACUUCACCAAUGGAGACUACAGUGCUGACAUCAACUGUACCAGAAGCCACCACUUCUCCACUGCAGACCACAGAGCUCCCAUCCAGUACUGAGGCUCUAUCCAGUACACCAAUGGAGACUACAGUGCUGACAUCAACCUUACCAGAAGCUACCACUUCUCCACUGCAGACCACAGAGCUCCCAUCAAGUGCGAGAUCUUUAUCCACUUCUCCAGUAGAUACUACAGAGGCAACAUCAACCAUACAUGUUGCCUCCACUAUUCCCAUAGUGCCUGUGGAGGUCACGUCUAGUGGAGAACAUCCAUCCACUUCUGCAAUGCGUACUACUGAGUUAGCAUCAUGGUCAAUAGCUUUUUCUACUUCCCAUGGAGAGACUACUGGAUUCACAUCAGAGACAGCCACCACUUUAGAGACAGAGAGAGCCACCAAACGCAACGAAUCUGUGAUCCAGCCUGUUACCGAAAAGCCAAUCCUGCAACCGGGAGGUGUUAAGAAUGCCACAACGCCACAGGCAACUACGCCCCGUGUUGGAACAACAAGCUCUUCCGCAAAACCUCCGCUGCCUCCACUUAUACCCGCAACAGCCCGCACAACCAUCAAAAUCACCCCGGUAGUGACAACCCCCAGACAGCCGCCAGUAAUUUCCUCCACGGCAUCCCAGUUGACAACCACUCUGCCAACGCCAGCCCAAACAACAACCCCAAUUCCAGCGGUUGAACAAUUCACCCUCAAUUUCACAAUCACCAACCUGAAGUACAGGGAAGAGAUGGGAACUCACAAUUCCAAAAUAUUCAAUGCAACGGAAAGUGAUCUAAUCCGCCUGCUUGAUGGAAUUCUCCUCAACAGCAGCAUUGGCCCGGCAUAUCUGAGGUGCAGAGUGACUCAACUCAGACCGGUGAGAGAUGGGGAUGAAACCGGAAUGGACGCCGUCUGCACUUACCGCAACGACUCCACCACGCCCGCCUUUGACCGAGUGAAGGUGUACCACGAGAUCAUCAACCAGACCAACGGUUUCACCGAGAUGGGGCAAUACUAUCUGGAAAGAUACAGCCUCUACGUCAACGGUUAUCAUGAAGACCCGCCUGAAACAACCACUCUGCCCACACCUGCCCAAACAACAACCCCAAUUCCAGCGGUUGAACAAUUCACCGUCAAUUUCACCAUCACCAACCUCAAAUACAGGGAAGAGAUGGGACAACCCAAUUCUACAGUGUUCAACACAACGGAAAGAGCACUCAUCGCAGUGCUUGGCAGAUUCCUCAGCAACAGCAGCAUUGGCCCUGCGUAUCUGGGGUGCAGAGUGACUCAACUCAGACCAGUGAAGAACGGGCAUGAAACUGGAAUGGACGCCGUCUGCACUUACCGCAAUGACUCCACCAGCCCCGCCUUUGACCGAGUGAAGGUGUACCACGAGAUCGUCAACCAGACGGACAACUUCAGCAAGAUGGGGCCCUAUGAGGUGGAAAGAUACAGCCUCUACGUCAAUGGUUAUCAUGAAGACCCGCCUGAAACAACCACUCUGCCCACGCCUGCCCAAACAACAACCCCAAUUCCAGCGGUUGAACAAUUCACCGUCAAUUUCACCGUCACCAACCUCAAAUACAGGGAAGAGAUGGGACAACCCAAUUCUACAGUGUUCAACACAACGGAAAGAGCACUCAUCGCAGUGCUUGGCAGAUUCCUCAGCAACAGCAGCAUUGGCCCUGCGUAUCUGGGGUGCAGAGUGACUCAGCUCAGACCAGUGAAGAACGGGCAUGAAACUGGAAUGGACGCCGUCUGCACUUACCGCAAUGACUCCACCAGCCCCGCCUUUGACCGAGUGAAGGUGUACCACGAGAUCGUCAACCAGACGGACAACUUCAGCAAGAUGGGGCCCUAUGAGGUGGAAAGAUACAGCCUCUACGUCAAUGGUUAUCAUGAAGACCCUCCUGAAACAACCACUCUGCCCACGCCUGUCCAAACAAAAACCCCAAUUCCAGCGGUUGAACAAUUCACCGUCAAUUUCACCGUCGCCAACCUCAAGUACAGGGAAGAGAUGGGACAACCCAAUUCUACAGUGUUCAACACAACGGAAAGAGCACUCAUCGCAGUGCUUGGCAGAUUCCUCAGCAACAGCAGCAUUGGCCCUGCGUAUCUGGGGUGCAGAGUGACUCAACUCAGACCAGUGAAGAACGGGCAUGAAACUGGAAUGGACGCCGUCUGCACUUACCGCAAUGACUCCACCAGCCCCGCCUUUGACCGAGUGAAGGUGUACCACGAGAUCGUCAACCAGACGGACAACUUCAGCAAGAUGGGGCCCUAUGAGGUGGAAAGAUACAGCCUCUACGUCAAUGGUUAUCAUGAAGACCCGCCUGAAACAACCACUCUGCCCACACCUGCCCAAACAACAACCCCAAUUCCAGCGGUUGAACAAUUCACCGUCAAUUUCACCAUCACCAACCUCAAAUACAGGGAAGAGAUGGGACAACCCAAUUCUACAGUGUUCAACACAACGGAAAGAGCACUCAUCGCAGUGCUUGGCAGAUUCCUCAGCAACAGCAGCAUUGGCCCUGCGUAUCUGGGGUGCAGAGUGACUCAACUCAGACCAGUGAAGAACGGGCAUGAAACUGGAAUGGACGCCGUCUGCACUUACCGCAAUGACUCCACCAGCCCCGCCUUUGACCGAGUGAAGGUGUACCACGAGAUCGUCAACCAGACGGACAACUUCAGCAAGAUGGGGCCCUAUGAGGUGGAAAGAUACAGCCUCUACGUCAAUGGUUAUCAUGAAGACCCGCCUGAAACAACCACUCUGCCCACACCUGCCCAAACAACAACCCCAAUUCCAGCGGUUGAACAAUUCACCAUCAAUUUCACUGUCACCAACCUCAAGUACAGGGAAGAGAUGGGACAACCCAAUUCUACAGUGUUCAACACAACGGAAAGAGCACUCAUCGCAGUGACCAGUGAAGAACGGGCAUGA
Podarcis raffonei (Aeolian wall lizard) is the source of this 2959-nucleotide messenger RNA. Its product is annotated as mucin-16-like. The coding region runs from base 11 to 2959 and encodes 982 amino acids. The record is from RefSeq and is a predicted model, not a curated record. The transcript is spliced from 25 exons. Lineage: Eukaryota; Metazoa; Chordata; Lepidosauria; Squamata; Lacertidae.